Aplosporella prunicola CBS 121167 is the source of this 2487-nucleotide messenger RNA. RefSeq lists its product as uncharacterized. Lineage: Eukaryota; Fungi; Ascomycota; Dothideomycetes; Botryosphaeriales; Aplosporellaceae. Gene Ontology annotation, biological process: transmembrane transport; carbohydrate transport. The coding region runs from base 409 to 2034 and encodes 541 amino acids. The transcript is spliced from 3 exons. Gene Ontology annotation, cellular component: membrane. The record is from RefSeq and is a predicted model, not a curated record. Gene Ontology annotation, molecular function: carbohydrate:proton symporter activity.
AAUGGGGCUCAAUGGCUUUGGGGGAAGUUGGUAAGUGGUUUGUUUGCAUACUCUUGUGACUGUGAUUGCAGUGAGGGUCACUUCGAAGUAACUUCUACCUACUCUGGUGUUGAUUGUUGAUAGUUGUACGACAUUCUACAGUUCCCUCUCACCUUCCCCCGCGCGGAGGGAAGGCCGAGAUAUCUCCACAGCAAGCGGUGGCGGCAUUAUUUCACGCUAGACCCCGCACCGGGGGGGUCUCCAUUCCAUGUAACGUGCCCCACGGGGACGAUGAACGUCAGUAGCACGCGGCUUACACAGACUUUUGCCGGCCGCCGUCAUGAAGCGACGCGUACAUGAACGAGCGGUCCACACAACUCUUGGGGCUUCCCCAGAUCAACGGUCCGCAUCGUCAGCCUCUCCACCGCCAUGGACACACACUCAAGCUGGAAUGUCGCGCACAAGCUCGAAAAGGGCAGCCUGCUCGGCGCCAUCAACUGCGUGGCAGCGCUGUCCAUCUUCUUCUUCGGCUACGACCAGGGCAUGAUGAGCGGCGUCAACAACGCCAAAGACUACGUCGAUCUGAUGGGCUUUGGGUAUGUCGUCCCGGAGACGCGCGAGACGGUCGUCACCGACAGCCUGCUGCAGGGCGGCAUUGUCUCGGUGUACUACCUUGGAACGCUGUUUGGUGCGCUGCUGGGCGGCUGGGUCGGCGACAAGCUGGGGCGUAUCAGGACAAUUGCUGUGGGUGCGGCAUGGGCUGUCUUGGGCGCUGCGCUGCAGUGCUCGGCGCAGAAUGCUUCGUGGAUGAUCUGUGCUCGCGCCGUCAACGGCAUUGGCACCGGCAUUUUGAAUGCGAUCGUGCCCGUCUGGGCCACCGAAACCGCAGAGCACACGUCGCGCGGGCAGUUCAUCGCCAUUGAAUUCACCCUGAACAUCUUCGGCGUCGUCGUCGCCUACUGGCUCGAAUUCGGCCUCUCCUACAUCGACAACGGCGAGUCCGCCUUCCGCUGGCGCUUCCCCAUCGCCUUCCAAAUAAUCCCGCUCUUCCUACUCUUCGCCGUCGUCUGGUUCUUCCCCGAAUCGCCACGCUGGCUCGUCCGCCAAGGUCGCGACGGCGAGGCGCGCUACAUCCUGAGCCGAUUACGGGGCAGCAACAGUGCAGAAGACGCGGCGCGGGCUGACGCCGAGUUCCGCGACAUCCAGGCCAUAGUCGAGAUGGAGCAGACGACGCAGAAGCGCAACUCGUACUUCCACAUGUUCUUCGGCAUCGGCUCCGGGAAGCUGCACACGGGGCGGCGGGUCCAGCUGGUCAUCUGGCUGCAGAUCAUGCAGGAGUGGGUGGGCAUUGCGGGCGUGACGGUCUUUGCGCCCACCAUCUUCUCCAUUGCGGGGUUUGACAGCGCAAAGAGCCAGUGGAUCUCCGGCCUCAACAACAUCUUCUACAUGUUCUCGACCCUCGUCUGCGUCUUCACGCUCGACCGCAUCGGCCGCCGCUGGACGCUGUACUGGGGCGCCGUAGGGCAGGGCAUCGCCAUGUUCCUGGCGGGAGGAAUGUCGCGGGCGGCGCUGAACGCGCGAGAGGCGGGCGACGCCAGCGCCGCAAGCAGUUACGGCGCCGCGGCCGCGUCGUUCGUCUUCAUCUUUACGUCCAUCUUCGGCGCCACCUGGCUCACCGUGCCAUGGCUGAUUCCGGCAGAGAUCUUCCCGCUCGAGGUCCGCGCCAAAGGAAACGCAUGGGGCGUCGUGGGUUGGAGCAUCGGGAACGGCUGGCUGACGCUGCUGUGCCCCAUUAUGUUCGGGUCCAUCAGCGAGAAGACUCUGUACAUCUUCGGGGCGUGCAACGUUGCCGUAAUCCCCAUGGUGUGGGCUCUGUACCCCGAGAGCAACCAGCGCACGCUCGAGGAGAUGGAUCUGCUGUUUGCGGCAGAUACGCCCUGGGUGUGGGAUGCGGAGCGGAAUUUUGCGCGGCUUAAGGCUGAGCAGUAUAACACGAAGAAGACGACGGGUAAGGUUACUGCUGCGUUGGAGGUGGAUACCCUGGAGAAGGUUUAGAUUAGCUUUACGAGUAAUGAUGUGAUGAUUAUCAUGGUGACGUUCUGCUUUGCAAUUUGGCCAGUGAAGCGUUGCUUGCAGAGAUGUGAAUGUUUGGCUUGAUACCCAUUCUUAUAGAACUGUUGGUUAUUUGGAUGGUAAAGAGAGAGCCUUAUACGCUCCGAUUGAUGUGAAGAGGACUGUUGAAAUCCGCCAAUCUAUCGGUUUGCCGAGCGUUGCAGAUUUGUAUUUUUAAACAAUAAAUUAUUUUUUGGAGAGGAGAGCAGGAAGCCCGUCUCGAACGUUGGAGGUGCGGCGUAUGAACUCUUGAGCAACAUUAACCUACCCGAUGAAGCUAACAUCACCCAUCGGGAAUAGAUACGAAGGCAGACAUUGAUCUUCGCAGAUAGCAUUUCCCAUGCUGUAAUACCCCAACAUUCCCGCAAUAAAUGCGAAUGCUCCGGCAGCUUUUUU